This is a messenger RNA of Fraxinus pennsylvanica, 363 nucleotides long. NCBI's taxonomy places the organism in Eukaryota, Viridiplantae, Streptophyta, Magnoliopsida, Lamiales, Oleaceae. The record is from the annotation of a GenBank genome assembly.
AUGAUAAAUUACCUCCAAUACUCAAGUAGUGGAGUAUCUGGUCUAGGAUUCAUAGGGAGUGUGCUUUCGGUUUAUGUGGUUGGUAAAAUUAGUGAGAAGGGAGGUAGACAAAACUGGUUCCAGUAUACGUUGAACAAGAGUAGACUAGAUAGAUAUUACUGGGUGCUUGCAGCCUUGAGUUCUGUAAAUCUACUUGUGUUUAUUUUAAUUGCUUGUAUUUACAAAUACAAGGAUCCAGAAUCAGUACUAGAACAAGGAGAUGAAAAUGGCCCUCUAAAUGGUCAGCAAGAGGGGCCAGAACCAGAACUAGAACCAGAACAAGGAGAAUCUGGUCAGCCAGAGGAUGAGGAUGGCGCCCAAUGA